ACCAAUUCAUAAAGUUUCUCAUUCAUUCAAUUUCAGUAGACAAAAAUGGCAUCAAAUAUGAGUAAUAUGUUUAUGUUGUGUGCAGCAAUAAUGCUUACAUUAGUUCCAUCAGGGUACGGGAACGCCGAAGGAGACGCAUUGAUGGCUCUAAAGGGUAGCCUCGUAGAUCCUUUGAAUGUUCUACAAUCCUGGGAUCCGGCGCAAGAUUACUGCCUUUAUUUUCAUGUAACGUGCAAUUCCGACAGUCAAGUUAUUCGAAUAGACUUGGGGCAUGCAAGUCUAAGCGGCCAUCUGGUACCGAUCUUAAAGCGCUGCAAAGCUUGCAGUAUCUGUAUGUUAUUAUUGUUUCAACAAUUUUAUAAUUUUCUUUUUCUUUUUUGUGUGUUGAGGUUAAACAUGUUUGUGUCAUAAACACAUCAACAUAGAUGUUACGACUUAAAAUUUAUCGUAUUGCAAAUUGAUACACGAAUAUGUUCAAUCCAUUUACGACACUGGGUAAAAUGUGUUGCGUCGUAUUAUAAUGUUCUAUUAGUGUUAUUCACAUUCAACGAAUUUAGUCAAAUGAAUUAAAUGUGCUAUGUUAAUAUGAUCUAUAUUCGAGUUAUAUAAAUAAAUAAAUAAAGGAGCCUUGUUUGUAUGAUUCCUAAUCGAUUCACUAAAUUAAACGUGUUAAUAUAUAUAUAUAAAUUGUUUAAUUUUUGUAUUGUGUUUCAACCCGUUCAAUCACCUGUAUGUUUCAUAUGGAAAUUUGAUAGGAGUAGAAAUACUCAAAUUUUCUAUAUCGGUUUUGGUCUUUCUAAUAUGCUUUUAUUGUUAUAAUUGAGCUAUUAUAUGUCUUAUUGUGUGUUUUAGUAUUUCAGGUUAAAUACAUGGAAAUCAAUGAGUUUUGGGUUUAAUUUGAGCAUUCCGAAGGUUUCCGAAGUAAAGAGAUGCCGAAAGCACAUUUGCAAACCUGAAAAUAUGACCCCGCUGCACUAAUUGACGAAUAUGGACUAGCUAGAAGCUUCAAAUGAAUUGUGUUCUUCAUGAACGUUGAAGUAGACAUCCUAAUCUUUCCAACGGUUCAAGAAUCAGCUCAUUUGGAGGUGUCUACAAAGAGUUAUGAAGUUUUGAAGUCAGUCGUUGCGCAGCAGAAAUAGUGUCUCUUUCAAGACAAACUUUUGUGCAUGUCUCGAUCGAGAAGCAUGUUCAGAUGAGCUUCUCGAUAGAGACCAGUGUUACAAAAAGAAACAGAGAGCAAGCCAAAAUUGGGUCUCGAUCAAGAAGCACUUCUCAACAAGCUUCUCGAUAGAGACAUGAAGAAAACUCAGAAAAGACCAAAAUUCGAGUUUAGAGCUUUGCUUUGAACAUUUUCCUUAUUUAGCCCAACAAAACGUGUACUAGAAUGUCUUUUAUGUUUCCUCUUUUGUUUUUGCCUAUAUAAGGCUCAUUAUCUCUCACCUUUAGGGUAUCACUUAUCAUGUAAAUACAUACAUCACUUAUUCUCUACACAUUUUUAGUCAUUUUUAGGAGUAGAUUAAUUUUAGGGUUUUGAGCCACCAUCUUCUUCAUCAUUUCCAACAUUUUUAGUAUCUCCCAUUGAUGAACAUUUUAAGCUUUUAUUAUAUGGAUAUUGCAAUUUAAUGAAGUUUUAUCUUUUCUAA
Molecule: messenger RNA, 1643 nt
Organism: Mercurialis annua (annual mercury)
Lineage: Eukaryota; Viridiplantae; Streptophyta; Magnoliopsida; Malpighiales; Euphorbiaceae
Product: leucine-rich repeat protein 2-like
Exons: 2
Coding region: 46-411 (121 amino acids)
Source: RefSeq, a predicted model, not a curated record